AGAAUCCAGCGCCACAACAAAUUAGAAUUCUGAACGCAUUCGGUUGUAUUUAGAUACAUUCACUAUAUUAUUACCAGAGACAGUCUUUCACGGGGAACAUUCGCUAAAGGUGUUCUGUGAGAAAUAAAUAUAUCAACAUGUCCGGCACAACGUCACUUGUUGCCUUGGGGAGUCUGUGGAUAGGCACGCUCAUGUUCCUGGUAGUCCUCAACGAGAUAUCCAAGCAGAUGAACUUAGAACCCAUCGAUGUGAUUCUCGAGCGCACGGGAGAGUCCACGCUGGAACACAUUGCCAAAUAUACAGAAGAAUCGAGGCAGAUGUACCUAUACCACUUAACUAUAGACAGUCUAUUCCCACCCUUGUACGGCUACACUAUCUACUCGUCCAUCUACUAUCUCAAAGGUCAUGUACCCACCUUCGUCACACGGUGUGUGGCAUUGGGGUGUCUGGCUGACAUAGUUGAGAACUGUUCUCUUCUAUAUCUUAUCAGUCUAUUCCCUGAGAGCGACAAUGUGGCCGCUGAGAUCUCCAUCCCCGCAACUCGGGUCAAGUUUGGGGCGUUGGCUAUAGGUCUGGGUGCUGUUUACUGGUACACAGGCGUGCUGAUCUAUCAGAUCAUUUUUGACCGAGAGUCCAUGAUUCCACAACCAGCCUCCUCGCAAGCUGGUGCAGAGAAAAAGGACGAGUAGAUAUGGGCAUACUACAGUACUACGAAUACAGGGCGUGUGUAGGAACCUAUCGAUUGAUAUAUCUUGUACCAAUGGAGAUGGACUGGCGUACUGUCGGUGUGUGUGAGAGGGUAAGCUUGAGCUCGUGAAGGGUGGCGAACACGAUUAUAACGAUAAAAAGCAUCGGAGUGAUAUAUGAUGGCAAGUAUUGACAGAAGCGUUGCAAAACUUGCAAUUCAAGAGAGACUCCGAUGCAGUGGCUGCUUGAGAAGCGCUGAUAAACAUACUUAAAAUACUACUGCUUCGGGAGUUUGAGACUCUUCUACAAAUGAGAUGAGUGAAUAAACGAAGCAUAAAGAUUCCUGAAA
Sphaeroforma arctica JP610 is the source of this 1036-nucleotide messenger RNA. RefSeq lists its product as hypothetical. The coding region runs from base 138 to 689 and encodes 183 amino acids. The transcript has a single exon. NCBI's taxonomy places the organism in Eukaryota, Ichthyosporea, Ichthyophonida. The record is from RefSeq and is a predicted model, not a curated record.